ACUUUGGAAUGGACCUCAAAAUACAGGGUGUCUCUGUCCAUUUUCCCUACAAGCCGUAUGGAUGCCAACUUUCUAUGUUGAAUCGAGUAAUAACUGCUCUUAACAACAAACAGGGGUGCUUGAUAGAAUCACCAACUGGGACGGGGAAAACUCUUGCAUUGCUUUGUGCUGCUCUUGGGUGGCUAGAGCACCAAAUGCUGGAGGGGUCCAAAAAGGUUGUGCAGGACGAUGACCUUGAUGAUUUCAUGGAAGGGAACGUACAGAAAUCUCUACCAGUCUGCACAUGCGGCGCUGCUGAUUCUCGACAAAUCGACGAGAAUAUUCGGAUUCCUCACAUAAUCUAUGCGACUAGAACGCACAAACAAAUCUCCCAAGUUAUUCGUGAACUACGCAAAACUAAGUACUCAACCAUCAAUAGGAAUCGUCGUACUGCCGCUCGAUGCAUUCGAGCACUAAAUUUGAACGGACCUUGGGAUCUCGAAGAGUACGUAGAAGCGAUGACCAAAGCACACACCUGUCCGUACUUCUUUGCUUUCAAACUUUUUGAACGUGUUCCCCUCUGUUUUUGUCCCUACAACUACCUCCUUGACCCGGUAUUUAGGGAGACGGUAGAAAGUGAGAUCUCCGGCAGUGUAAUCAUAAUUGAUGAGGCCCACAAUAUUGAGGAUGCAGCGCGAGCGGCCACUUCGGUGACUCUGUUGGAACGGGAGGUGUUGACGGCCUCAGAAGAUCUGAAGCGCUGUUUCCCUCUUCUACAGUCGACUAGUGAUGUCCUGGCCGGGGAUGUGAAGGCUCUGAUCAACCUUCUUAGCGCUAUCCACCAAGUCAUGAUGCUUACACGCCCACGUCUCGUUGCAGCCGGUAGUUUUGCAUCUUCUGCCCAGGUCUGGUCGGACACUGAGAUCAAGGGCCUUCUGUCCACUGUGGGCCUUGGUGUGGAUCGCUUUGAGACCGUACGGAGGAGCUUUAAUCGGCUGAAUAACAUGAUUCAGAAGGAGGCAGCGUUUAAUCGUGAUUCUUCCAGACUGCAAAGCGACUCGAGGUUCCCCAAUUCUGCCACGAUCCGCCUUUUCGCCUACAUCUUCACUAUGCUCAAGUUUUUAUACAGCGAUGACAUGUAUCGCAUCCGGAACUACAGAGCCGUUUUGAUGGAAGUCGUCAAUUUUGAAAGACAACCUCUGGGAGAGGAUCUUGACAGUUCCAACGUCUCAAUAAACCAGUGGGUGAGCAAGGCACGAGGCGCC
Molecule: messenger RNA, 1244 nt
Organism: Hydatigera taeniaeformis
Lineage: Eukaryota; Metazoa; Platyhelminthes; Cestoda; Cyclophyllidea; Taeniidae
Source: the annotation of a GenBank genome assembly